UAAACUGAAAACUGCAUCCAUCUGCUCCUCACAGUUUUUUAAUAUCACCAAAAAAGAAGCUCAAAAUGAGCUCCUUUAAGCGUGAUAAGAAGGAAGAAGAAGAGGGUGGGUGUUUUUCAUUCCAGAACUUAGAUAAAACCAUCGUUUUGCAAGAAUCGAGAUAUUUCAACGAGACGCCGGUGAACCCUCGGAAAUGUACACAAAUUCUAACGAAAAUACUAUUCCUGCUCAACCAAGGAGAGACAUUCUCCACUCAGGAAGCUACAGAGGCUUUCUUCGCCAUCACGAAGCUUUUCCAAUCCAAUGAUGUUAUUUUGCGGCGUAUGGUGUAUCUUUGCAUCAAGGAAUUGAGCAAACUGGCUCAGGAUGUGAUUAUAGUUACAUCUUCCUUAACCAAAGACAUGACGGGCAAGGAGGAUCUGUAUAGGGCUGCGGCUAUCCGAGCGCUGUGCAGUGUCACCGAUAGCACCAUGAUUCAAGCUAUUGAAAGAUACAUGAAACAAGCUAUCGUUGAUAGAAACCCCGCGGUCAGCUCUGCGGCUCUGGUGUCGUCUUUGCAUCUAUCAUCUACUUCACCGGAUCUGGUGAAGCGAUGGACGAGCGAGGCACAGGAAGCAUUGAACAGUGAAAAGUCGCUUGUCUCGUACCAUGCACUCGGAAUACUUGUGAAUAUUCGUAGAACUGACAAGCUGUCAACCAUGAAGCUAGUCACACGUCUCACCAAGUCCUCAAUAAAAUCACCAUACACUCUGUGCUUAUUGAUUCGUCUCGCCGCUCAACUAGUUGAAGAUGAUGCUUCGGAGACAUCCCAAGCUUACAUCGAGUUCAUUGAUGGCUGUCUCCGGCACAAAUCAGAAAUGGUGAUAUAUGAAGCUGCUCACGCGAUUGUCAACUUGCGUAAAACAACACGAGAUUUAGCUCCGGCUGUGUCAGUGCUACAGCUGUUCUGUGGUUCCUCCAAAGCGACCUUGAGACUCGCUGGAGCUAGAACCCUCGCCAAACUGACGACUAAACAUCCAGCUGCAGUAUCAGCCUGCACCAUCGACCUGGAAAAUCUGAUCUCCGAUCCAAACAGAUCAGUUGCUACUCUGGCAGUCACGACUCUGCUGGCUACAGGCGCUGAGAGCUCCAUCGAUCGUCUCAUGAAGCAGAUCUCUAGCUUCGUUUCGGAGAUAUCGGACGAGUUUAAAAUUAUCGUAGUCAAGGCUAUCAAACGGCUGUGCCUCAAGUUUCCUAGGAAGCACCAAUCGUUGGCUACAUUUUUGGCCGGCAUGCUCCGCGAUGAAGGUGGCUUAGACUAUAAAGCGGCCAUUGCUGACGCGAUCAUCGCUCUGGUGGAAGAAAACCCCGAUGCCAAAGAGACAGGACUGGCUCAUCUGUGCGAAUUUAUCGAAGAUUGCGAGCACCAAGUCCUGUCGGUUCGGAUUUUGCAUUUACUGGGACGCGAAGGCCCUAAAACUCGCCAUCCCACGAGAUACAUCAGAUUCAUCUACAAUAGGGUCAUCCUGGAGACGGGGCCGGUCAGGGCGGCUGCGGUCUCUGCUGUGGCGCAGUUCGGAGCCCACAUUCCUGAACUCCUGCCAAAUAUAAGAGUUCUGUUAAGUCGCUGUGAAACCGACGAGGAAGAUGAAGUGAGGGAUCGCGCGAUCUUCUUCAACGCGAUCUUCAAUUCGGGCAACGAGAAAUUGAUAAGAGAUUAUAUCACCCACGUACCGAGAGUGAACCCGGUUCUGUUGGAAAAAGCCCUCCAUGAUCAUGCCAAGAACAGGCCGAACGAACCCUUCGACAUCCUGAGCGUCCCGGAGAUGGAAAAACCGAAGAGAGAAGUAGUGGUAGAGAUCGAUGUGAAGCAACCGAAACAGAUAACAAUCGAGGAGAUUUACAGCCAGCAGCUCGCGAAAAUACCGGGCAUCGAGAAAUUGGGGACUAUUUUCAAAACCAAUAAUCCGGUCGAACUCACGGAAGAGGACACAGAGUUCCAAGUCCGUCUGAUUAAACACAUCUACGUUCGCCACGUCGUGCUGCAGUUUGAAUGCACGAGCACUAUCAACUUCCAUGUCUUCGAGAAUGUGACCGUAAAAUUGGAUCUGCCCAACGAGUUCGAAGUGAAGAACAUGGUGCCCAUCAAGUCGUUGGCUUUCAACAGACCCGAGAGCAUUUUUGUAAUCGUGGAAUUCCCCUGCUCGUUUCUGGACAGCAUGAACCCCUUCGGUGCCAUCCUGGAGUUUGUGACACGCGAAUGUCACCCAAUCACUUGUAUGCCAAACCCCGGCCCAGGGUACAUAGACACUUAUCCUAUCGAGGACUUCUACAUCAGCUGCGCCGAUCAAAUACGCACGCGAGUCACCGGCGAUGACUGGGAGCAGACUUGGGAGAGCGCUUUCAAUGUCAUCGAGAUUUCAGAUACUUUCUCUCUCCCUCAGCGAGACGCUGCGGCCGCUGCUAAGUCGGUUUGCGAAUAUCUCGGUCUACCGAAAGGUUCCAUCACCGGGGACACGGUUAAGGAGAUAAGGGGGGCCGGUAUUUUUAGGGGCGGAGCGCCCUUCCUGGUCAGGGCUCGCAUAGCGCCGACGAGCGCUGGAACUGCUACUAUGCUGAUCGCAGCACGAUCUCCGAGAGAAGACGUGGCACAACUACUACUCAAUGCUGUAGGUUAAUUAUUUAUUACAAACAUAUAUACUUUUUCAAACAUCUAAAUGUGACUUCAUAUAUCGUCGUAAUCUCUCUUAAUGUCUCUCAAAACAUAUUUUAUAACCUGUAGGGUUGUUUGUAAUCAACUUUCAAAUUGACAGUAAUUUUUGACAAUUGAAAUGACGUAGAUGAAAAAAAAUAUGCAUUUUAAACAUCAAUACUCUUAAUGAUUGCCUUUUAAGACUAUAUUAUUCGCAUUUAUUAUAGAAAUGUAUUUUUUAAUAUGAUUUUAUUAAAUUAUUUUUAUAUUUCGACGAAAACAAAAGACAUUAAUAUAUUUUUAUUCUGUAAAUUUUAAGUGAUAUAUAAUUUUAAGAUUAGAAUAUUUUUUAAAAAAAAUUGCGUUUAUUUUAUACUAUGUUAAUGUUGAAAUCAUGAAAUGAUGGGUCCCAAAGUAUUUUAAAGUUCCUUUGUUCUGUUUAAGUUAAUGUUUAAGUAUUUAUUGACUAUUUAUCAAUAUAAAUGUGCUAAAGUGUAAUGGUUAUAAACCUUUUAAUAAAAUGAUAUCGGUGUGUAGUCGGA
Danaus plexippus (monarch butterfly) is the source of this 3213-nucleotide messenger RNA. Its product is annotated as coatomer subunit gamma-2-like. The record is from RefSeq and is a predicted model, not a curated record. NCBI's taxonomy places the organism in Eukaryota, Metazoa, Arthropoda, Insecta, Lepidoptera, Nymphalidae. Gene Ontology annotation, cellular component: Golgi membrane; COPI vesicle coat; endoplasmic reticulum-Golgi intermediate compartment. Bases 66 to 2657 code for a protein of 863 amino acids. Gene Ontology annotation, molecular function: structural molecule activity. Gene Ontology annotation, biological process: organelle transport along microtubule; intracellular protein transport; endoplasmic reticulum to Golgi vesicle-mediated transport. The transcript has 2 exons.